Messenger RNA from Neoarius graeffei (lesser salmon catfish), 1457 nucleotides. RefSeq names its product acyl-CoA thioesterase 7 (gene acot7). Gene Ontology annotation, cellular component: nucleoplasm; cytosol; extracellular exosome. Lineage: Eukaryota; Metazoa; Chordata; Actinopteri; Siluriformes; Ariidae. Gene Ontology annotation, biological process: acyl-CoA metabolic process; palmitic acid biosynthetic process. Gene Ontology annotation, molecular function: long-chain fatty acyl-CoA binding. The coding region runs from base 106 to 1146 and encodes 346 amino acids. The record is from RefSeq and is a predicted model, not a curated record. The transcript has 10 exons.
GCUACAUUCAGUUUACAAACAAUGGCUCCUACAGCCUAGAUAGCGCACAUAUAUAGCAAAUAGAAAGCCAUGUAGGAUUGAACCCACGUGUUAGGGAGCAUAAAAAUGCUUCGUUGUUCUGCAAGAAUAAUGUCGGGGUAUCUGGCGCUCAUAACCUCUAGAAUGAUGCGACCGGAUGAUGCCAACAUCGCGGGUAAUGUCCACGGUGGGACCAUCCUGAAGAUGAUUGAGGAAGCUGGGUGCAUUAUAGGAACUCGCCACUGUAAUACUCAAACUGGGGACCGCUGCGUUGCCGCCCUGGCACGCGUGGAGCGCACGGAUUUCCUGUACCCCAUGUUCAUUGGCGAGGUGGCCCACGUGAGCGCCGAGAUCACCUACACCUCCAAACACUCUGUGGAGGUGCAGGUCAACGUGAUGUCUGAAAACAUACUUACAGGUGACAGAAAGAUGACCAACAAGGCAACACUGUGGUAUGUCCCCUUUUCACUUCAAAAUGUGGACAAAAUCAUUGACGUCCCCCCCAUUGAGUACUCUAGUCCUGAUCAGGAAGAGCUGGGGAAGAAGAGAUACGAAGCUCAGAAGCUUGAACGAAUUGAAACAAAAGAAAGGAAUGGCGAGAUCAUGACACUGGUUUCUCUUCCUGAAAGACACACGAAAGAACCGUAUACCGUUGGAUUCAGCCAGUCGAGUCUCAUCCACCUGAUUGGUCCGUCGGAUUGCACUCUGCAUGGCUUUGUACAUGGCGGUGUGACCAUGAAGCUGAUGGACGAGGUGGCAGGAAUUGUGGCCGCUCGUCACUGCAAGACCAACAUUGUGACCGCGUCUGUGGAUGCCAUCAACUUUCACCGCAAAAUCAAGAAAGGUUGUGUGAUCACAGUAUCCGGGAGAAUGACUUUUACUAGUAACAAGUCAAUGGAGAUCGAGGUGUUUGUGGACGCCGAUCAGUUGGCGAAUGCAGAGGAGGGGAAAUAUCGAGCUGUCACUGCCUUCUUUACCUACAUUUCCCUGGACAAACGGAACAAGCCGUCGCCUGUGCCUCCACUGAAGCUGGAAGGCGAAGAGGAGCAGAAGCGUUUUGAUGAAGGAAAACUGCGGUACCUUCAAAACAAGGCAAAGAGAGUGGUGGAUAAGGAGCAGAAACAAUGAUGCCUCUCAUUAAACAAGCAUAAUAUUGGAGUGUUGGAGAAUAUCUCAGUAGUACAUUGUCUAAGGUUUCAGUAAAAACAAACCCUCUCUUAUCCUAAUUGUAGCUGUGUGAAUUAAAAAGGGAAAAUUGUUUUCACGUGACGUGUACUUUCCAUGUUUGUUGUUUUACUGCUGCAUACCAAAGCACCUUCUGUAUGUAUUUAGAUGCUCACAUAUUAUAUAAUGUAAAUCUUAUUUUAUGACCGAAGAGACCUAUUUCUGACAUGCUUCAACCAUUCUGUGUGAUAAUAAACAUGAUGCACUAAUAAAAA